Amoebophrya sp. A120 is the source of this 2232-nucleotide messenger RNA. NCBI's taxonomy places the organism in Eukaryota, Dinophyceae, Syndiniales, Amoebophryaceae. The record is from the annotation of a GenBank genome assembly.
AGAUUGCCUUGUGCCGAUGAAGAACUCAAUACGAAUACGACAACAUUUUUUCGACAGGCUCUGUACUUCAUUCUACCCUUCGCCAAAACCGCAGCCUCUGCGCCGCUCAUUCUAUACUGCGUCAUCGUAUUCUUAUUCAGAUUUCUUCAAGACAUGUCAAGAACUGAAGGCGAACGUAUCGCAACGCCGAGGGGGACAUUGCGGACUCCGACUUCUUAGGCCCGCAGUGCGGAAUUUAUUUGGCGAGCAUUGCACGUUGCGCGUGAAGAACACUUGCCUGCGGAUAGUCAGAUCGCUUUUUGCGAGGAUUCGGUACGGCAUGAACGGCAGCUCGCCGAUGAAGUUUGUGCCGAUGUGGCACAAGGUGGGAAAAUUGCCGCCCAGUCCUCCUGGCGCGUCCUCCAGUUCGGCACCGCGCCUCCGCGUGGUGUCCUGGAACGUCUUGGCCGAUGGAGACACGGGUGCAUUGUCUUGCAAACACGACUACUGCCCCCUGGACCUUCGCAUCUGGAAAACGGGCGGAGAACAACUACAAGGUUCUUCAAAGAGCGCAUCCACCAAGAAAGCAGAUCAUGGUACUGUACCAACGACGUCAGAGGAGACAGAAGACAAAACCACUACGGCGAAAGGUGCUGCGAUCCUGGGGUCCACAUCUACUAGUGGGCCCUCGCGGCUGCUGCGGACGGUCGACCGUAUACGUGAACUGAACGCAGACAUUCUUUGCUUACAGGAAUGUCCGCGCGACUUUUUUGAUGACUUCGAGACUGCGCUGGCAGAGGAAUACAAGGGAUACCACGUCGGCGACUGCUUGCCCAAGGAUCUCAGAUGGGCCGUCGGGCGUCCGCAAAAUCUAGACAAUGCCAUUUUUAUCCGCAGUGCAAUCAUGGUCGAUAGUACUUCUAAAUCAGCGGACGCCAAAAGAAAAAGCACCGACCUUCGAAUUCAAGUCGAAGCGGUGAAGGGGACCCUGUUUCGCGAGCGCUUGAAAAUUCAGAUGGACCACGACAAGAAUAGCAAAAAGGGUGGACCUCUGCUGACCGGUGUGGUGUCCGGAAAAACGAAGAAGCGAAUCCAGACACUAGAAGAGUCGUGCAUGUGGAUGCGCCUGGUGGUAAACGACAAGUUUUACCUGGUACUCGGCAACACGCACCUCUUCUGGGACCCUCGCUACCCCCAGGUCAAGGCGUACCAAGCCGAGACUUUUGUGAAUCUGUGUGCGGCAGACGCGGAAGCGUGGGUGCAGGAAAGAACGCAAGUAAAAAGCGGAAACGAAAUAAGUGGACCCGCCGGUGAAAAGGACGAAAAAGUCUGCUUCAUCUUUUGUGGCGACUGGAACACGAUUCCCAAUUUUCAGGCCGAGUUUUGCGCCGAGGACGAAGUCGCCAAACUCCGCUCCGAUAAAUCGACGCUGGCUAAGCUCUACGUGACAGACGCACGAAAACCAUUUUCCACCGAGGUGCCGCUUCCAGUUGGGAAAAGUGACGAAGACGAGAGGCAUGUGGGAAACGAACUCUCUAUCGAGAAAACAGCACAAGCUUUCACGCCACCAAAGCGACCACAAAAGCUACAUGAUUCACAGCCAGAGCGAUCUGGAACUACCGAGACGAAAGCCACGGAAGCCUCCCCCGAAAAGACGCAGCUUCAGACAAAAGAGGACCUCCCCGAGCUGGAGAGCGUGGAGAAUUUGACUGCGCACAUUUUUAGUGGGGCUUUCCAGUUACUGGCAACGGGAAGUUUGCCGCCCUUUCAUCCGGAACACCCGGACUCGUUCGGAAAACCGCCGGCGCAAGAAAACUGCAAAAAGCCGCAGCCGGUUCUCGGGGAGAUGCGAACCCAGCUGGGCGCCCUGCACAACGCCUACUGCGGACGCUCGUUUUUUCCAACUCUCACGACUAAGGUCUCCGGAUUCGAAGGUUGCCUCGACUACGUUUUCUACACCACACGGGCCUACCACGUUCCAGCAGCAGAGGCAGAUGCUAGUGUUAGCGACGAUGUUGGCGAACUAGCUGCAAAGAAAUCUAGAAGAAUAGGAGCGCCACUAUUGUUCAAAGAAGCCCUUUUAGACGUCCCCCAGUCAGAGGAACUGAUUCCCAACGCAAAGCACACCUCAGACCACUACCCGCUCGGAGUCAUUUUUCGUUUCUUGGAAGCGAAUGCUGCUCAAGACUCGUGAAAAAAGCUAUAGUUUCUUGAAAAAUAAGGCCGCUAGCGGGCGGCGAAUUUGUGUCCUAU